CGUCUGGCAGAUCCAGAGAAAUCGCCGUCGAGAGCAAAUCGAUCGGAAUCGAUGGCCGCAAAGCGAGCAAAACGAGAGUUUGGGGCAGCCCCUCCUGGCGGGCCACCCCUACGAUUCCAUAGUGAUCUUCCCCAGAAAUAUCCCGGUAGCGAAGCCUUCUCCGGCCAGCCAGAUGGCAUCGAUGGCGAUGGCACUGUGGUCUCGGAGAGCAGCCGCUUCCAGGAAGUUGCUGCUCGCGAUGAAACUGAUGCCAGGAUGGGCUUUUCGAGAGUUUCAGAUGGCGAAACUCGUCUCGGUUGGAUGGUCAACAUGCAUGCGACCCUGAUCAAAGAUCCAGAGUGGCCCUCGGGCAAGGCCGCAGUGGAUUUUUACUUUCUCGAAGAAGAUGGUGGAUCGUUCAAGGCAACUGUGAUAUAUCAGCCAUACUUUUUAGUGAUGUGCCAGGAAAAUACCGAGGAGGAAAUCGAAGAGUAUUUUAAAAAGCGCUUUGAGUCUACGAUUGCCUCUGUCGAGCGCAUCCAGAAAGAAAAUUUGAGCCUGACGAACCAUCUCUCUGGAAACAAGAGUGCCCUCUUGAAGUUUUCGUUUCACAAUGUCUCGGAUCUACUUGCUGUCCGAAAAGUGAUGCUGACAGCUGUCGAAUGGAACCAAAAAAGACUGGCACAAGCCGAUGCCUUUCAGGAUGCGUUUCGGAUGUUAGGACCGGGCACUAAAAACACAAAAAAAACCAACGUCAACUCACUCGACCACAUCAUCGACAUUCGUGAAUACGAUGUGCCAUACUACAUCCGCGCAGCCAUCGAUAACGAUUUUCGAGUUGGUGUGUGGUAUCAUAUUUCUUCGUCCAGAGGCAAGGUGUCGAUCACACGAGACACAACCAAAGUCAAAAGAGCCGAGCCUGUUGUUUUGGCCUUUGAUAUUGAAACAACAAAGCUGCCGCUCAAGUUUCCUGACGCAGAGUACGACAGUAUCAUGAUGAUAUCGUACAUGAUCGACGGCCAGGGAUACUUGAUCACCAACAGAGAGAUUGUCUCGGAGGAUAUAGAAAACUUUGACUACACCCCAAAGCCAGAGUAUGAAGGCCCGUUUACUGUUUUCAAUGAACCAAAUGAGAAAUCGGUGCUUGUUCGGUUCUUUGAGCAUAUCGAACAGGUCAAGCCCACUGUCAUCGCAUCGUAUAACGGUGAUUUUUUCGAUUGGCCAUUUGUGGAGAAGCGCGCUCAACACCAUGGUCUGGACAUGAAAAAGGAAAUAGGCUUUGAAUGCUCCAACGACGAAUAUCGAUCGUCAUUUGCCAGUCACUUGGAUUGCUUCUAUUGGGUCAAACGUGACAGCUAUCUUCCGCAGGGCAGCCAAGGCUUGAAGGCCGUCACCAAAAGCAAGCUUGGCUAUGAUCCUCUCGAACUCGAUCCCGAGGAUAUGACGAGAUUCGCUGCUGAACAGCCACAGACCCUUGCUCAAUACUCCGUCUCCGAUGCUGUGGCAACCUACUAUCUCUACAUGAAAUACGUGAAUCCGUUCAUUUUCUCGCUGUGCAACAUCAUUCCAAUGAACCCCGAUGAGGUUCUAAGGAAAGGAUCGGGCACACUAUGCGAAACGCUGCUGAUGGUCGAAGCCUUCAAAGCGAACGUGGUCAUGCCCAAUAAGCACCUCGAUCAUGUUGGCAAGACCUUCAACGGCCAUCUGCUUGAGAGUGAGACGUAUGUCGGUGGUCAUGUUGAAGCCCUUGAGGCAGGCGUCUUUCGCAGCGAUAUAUCUGUCAAGUUCGAUGUCGUACCCGAGGCUUUGGAUCAGCUCAUUUCGGAGGUCGAUCACGCUUUGCAGUUCAGUAUUCAGACUGAAGGCCACCUAAAGAUGGAUGAUGUCGCUAAUUACGAUGAAGUUAAAUCCAGCAUCAUUGACAAGCUCCGCUACCUCCGAGACAAUCCAUCACGCAUGGAUACGCCUUUGAUCUACCACUUGGAUGUUGCUGCCAUGUAUCCCAACAUUAUCUUGACCAACCGCUUGCAACCAGAUGCCAUGGUAGACGAAGGCGCGUGCGCUUCGUGUGACUUCCAUAACGGAGGCAACAACACCUGUCAGCGCAAAAUGACAUGGUCGUGGCGAGGCGAGUACUUUCCGGCCAAGAGUGGCGAGGUUAUGAUGAUUAAGAAUCAGCUGUCGACCGAGCGUUUCCCCAGCAAGCACCCAACCGAUUCCUAUAAAGCCUUUCACGAGCUGAAGGACGCCGAGCAAAACGCGCUGCUCAAAAAGCGAAUAUCGGAGUAUUCGCGAAAAGUCUAUCACAAGAUACACGAAACUCGUAUUAUGGAAAAGCAAUCUAUCGUCUGCCAGCGUGAGAAUCCGUUCUAUAUCAAUACUGUCCGCAACUUCCGUGAUCGGCGAUACGAAUACAAGGGCCUUCUCAAAACCUGGAAGAGAAAUCUCGACGAAGCAAUGGGUUCAGGAGAUCUUACUGCCAUCGACGAAGCAAAGAAGCUCAUUGUCGUCUACGACUCGCUUCAGCUCGCACACAAGUGUAUCCUCAAUUCCUUCUAUGGCUAUGUGAUGCGAAAGGGAGCUCGAUGGUACUCCAUGUCGAUGGCCGGCAUCGUUUGCUUGACCGGCGCAACGAUCAUCCAGCUAGCUCGCUCCAGAGUCGAGAAAGUGGGACGCCCUUUGGAGCUCGACACAGACGGCAUCUGGUGCAUUCUUCCAAGCUGCUUCCCAGAAAAUUUCAAAUUCAAGCUCAAAAACGGGAAGAACUAUGGCAUCUCGUAUCCGUGCGUGAUGCUCAACCACCUGGUACAUGCACAGUUCACCAAUCAUCAGUACCAGGACUAUAAUCCCGGCUCGCACCAAUACGAUGUCCGAAGCGAAAACUCAAUUUUUUUCGAAGUCGAUGGGCCCUACCGUGCCAUGAUUCUUCCGUCAUCGACCGAAGAGGACAAACUCUUGAAGAAGCGCUACGCCGUCUUCAACGAUGACGGUAGCCUUGCCGAGCUAAAAGGAUUCGAAGUCAAGCGCCGAGGUGAACUGAAGCUAAUCAAGAUAUUCCAGUCACAAAUCUUCAAGGUUUUUCUUGAGGGAAGCACACUUGAAGAAUGCUACAGUGCCGUCGCCUCCGUUGCCAACCAGUGGCUCGAUAUCUUGUUUUCAAGAGGUGCUGAUCUGAAUGACCAAGAGCUCUUUGAUCUCAUCUCUGAGAACCGCAGCAUGUCCAAGGCCCUGGACGAAUACGGCAGCCAAAAGUCCACGUCAAUCAGCACUGCCAAGCGACUGGCCGAGUUCCUUGGCGAUGAGAUGGUCAAGGACAAGGGCCUCAAUUGUAGAUUCAUCAUCUCGAGUGGACCAAGCGGCCUCCCUGUCAGCGAACGUGCCAUUCCCGUGACCAUCUUCCAGGCCGAAGAAGGCGUCAAGCGACAUUUUUUGAGAAAGUGGCUCAAGGAUCCGGCCCUCACCAAUUUUGACAUUCGCACCAUCAUCGACUGGAGCUACUACCUCGAGCGCUUUGGAAGUGUGAUCCAAAAGCUGAUCACCAUUCCAGCUGCUAUGCAGGGAGUGGCCAAUCCAAUUCCACGCAUCAAGCACCCUGAAUGGCUCUCGAAACGUGUCGCCGCCAGGAGCGACAAACUCAAGCAGUUCAAAAUCUCGGAUAUGUUUCAGACAACGACCGAGCGCUUCCUGGUGCCAGAAAUCAGGGAUAUGGAGGACAUUGGCAAGCAUUCGGUGAACCAACAGCCAACGUCCAAGAUUCAGCGUAAGGCCUACAAAAAGCGAAAGACGACCGAUGGCCUCGACAAUCUUACCAUGACCGUGGCCGAUCUGCCCGAAAACAUGCCCGACAUGUAUAGCGACUACCGCGGAUGGCUCAAGUUUCAAAAACGCAAAUGGAAACGCUCCCGCCUUGAGCGGCAGGGGCACCGCUUCGAGGACGACGCUCAGACUUCUGGGGUAAAUCACGGCGAUAAUGCUCGUCAGUUUUUCCGGCGUCAGACCGCGUCCAUAUUCAACACUCCCUGGGAGAUUCUGCAAGUCGUCGAAACAGACUCCCCGGGCGUGUUUCGUCUAUGGGUUCUUCUCCACGGCCAGCAACUGCACAACAUCAAGAUCACGAUCCCACGAAUCAUUUAUCUCAACAGCCGCGAGGCCAAUGACGAUAUUGCCGCAAUCGAAGGCCUGCAGAUCGAAAAGAAAACCAAGAUUCUCCCGCGAUCCCACCCAUGCCUGCAUCUGUACGAAAUGAAGAUGGACGAAAAGGUGUGGCAGCAGCACUCGGGAUUGUUCACGGCGAUGUUCAACCACGAAAAGAUCGAGGGCACCUAUGAAACGCAAGUUCCCCUCUUGUUCCGCGCGCUGGUGAAGCUCGGCUGCACGGCCCGUGUUGAGCGUAAUUCAACUACAAGCAAGAAAUCCAUUGAUGAGCUCGAUCUCGACGACCUGACUGCCGAUGGAAGGGCAAGCUACCUCGAAAACAGCAGCCUCCACCAUCUUUAUCUCUUCCAUUCAAGCUCUGGCAACCGACACGUCUUUGCGCUGUUCGGUACAGCGCGCGACCGGGGCUACAUUGCCUAUGUCGACCCCGGCCUGAAUCGAGGUGCGAUUCCAAACCUCCGAGCCCUCUAUCGCGAGCUGCGAGAGGAGACCAGACAAGCAUCCCAAACGAUGGACCUCGAAAACGACAAAGUUGAUGUGGCCUCCAAAGCUAUGUUUCAAUACUUUGAUGACAUCGAGAUUCAAUGGGAAAUCUUCGGAAGCAGCCGCGAAGGCUAUCUGGGCGCCAACCGUAUGCUGCAGCAAUACCAAGAGGAACGCCGAGGGCCAACGGUGCUGAUUCUUCAAUCCGGCCAUGCUCCUCGGCAAAUGGUGGAGUGGAUUCCACUCAUCAACGACUUUCCUGUGGCGGAAAUGCCGCUCCGGAAGGAGGACAGCAUCUUCCCGGCGCUCGGCUGGCAACAAAUCGUCACUCGACAGAUGCUCCAGCACUUUUUCAAUGUGGACUCGUGGCUCUCUGAGCGAGUAGCGAUAUCACAAAGCUCUCACGUUCCACUCUGCAAUCUCGAUCACGAUUACGCCAUCUGCAUAUCAGAUAUAUGGUUUGCUCGCAAGUUGGUCAAGGGCGAUAUGCUCCUGUGGUACUCUUCGUCCGAGAAACCUGACUUGGGAGGAUUGGAACAGGAUGACUAUCGGCGAGAACUCGACGACUUGCUCAGUCCCGAGGUCAAUGUUGCUGGCGCAUACAGCAACGUCUCGAUGGAAAUCAGCGUUCAAAACAUUGCCAUCAACACAGUCCUGGCCUCAGCCACCCUGAGUGAGCUCGAAGGCAGCUCCGAUGCAAACACGCCCUACGCUGAGAGUAGCAAGGCCUCGAUCCAAGAAAUCUUGAAGAAUGCCAAUUUCAUUUCCUCGGACCAUAAUCAAGUGUCCUCGCACACAUUCGGCGUUCUCCGGGGCAUGGUGCAUGGCUGGUAUAUCCACUACAACCAGAGUGGAGACACCCUUUCGCUCAUGCUCCUCGGGCAUUUGUAUCGUUGGCUCAGUACCCCAACAGCCAAGUUCUACGACCGCGCCCUCUUUGAGUUGAUCCACGGAAUGAUGAAGAAGGUGUACAUGCAGCUCAUCGCAAGCCUCAGAAAGCUCGGAUCGACGAUCGUAUAUGCUUCCUAUGAGAAGAUUGUGCUCAUGACCUCCAAGAAUCUGCUUGCUACGGGAAUAGCCUAUGGUGUCUACCUUGUCAAAGCGCUGUCAGAGAAACCUCUGUUCGCAUAUCUGAAGCUCGAGCCGACGGCAUUCUGGGGAUAUCUACUCUGGAUGGACAAGCACAACCUGGGCGGACUGAUCUGCAGUAACUUUGAAGAUGUUCUCGAUGGUGUGGUCUCGAAUUGUUCCGUCGCUGGAACCUUGAAGCUAUUCCUUGAGUGGAACAUACAGUCCUAUCUUCCUCCCCCACUUCAGCAAAUGUUUCGCCUCCAGAUCGGCGGUCUCCUUAACGAGAUCCUGCAGUUCAAACGCCGGGUCGAUAGCGCACCCCGACAGUCGACAUCGACUCUAGGCAACAAGCCCGAGACGGAUGCAGAUCUUACGUCCUGCGUCAAGUCCUACGUCUCCCAAACGAUGAAGAGAUUGAUGUUCAAAGAUAUGAAUGAAAUCGAAAGCCACUUGGUAAAGCACGGCCGACAGAGCGAUGCAUACGCCUUUCCGGUCCUUGCCGGCUCGCAUCUCUCCAUGAAACGGCCAGAGCUUGAAUAUGCAAAGUUUGUCUGCGCGGUCGUCGCGAUCGACCCUGCCAUCGAGUUCGAGGCGCGGCUGCUCAAACGAGACACGAUGAUGAUUGCCGGAGUCAAGGAGUUUUCAGACGAAGCCGCGUUCCAGAACCCCUGCGCCAACUUUGUCCUUUCUCAGGUCUUCUGCGAGUGGUGCAACAACGUCCGCGAUGUUGAUCUGACGCGGGAAGGGACCGAGCUUGAAGCUCAGAGUAAGACUUCCCCCGUCAACCAAGCUUCCGAUGGCCGCUGGUGGAUAUGCCACGACUGUGGAACGGAGUACGAUCGAAGCAUGAUUGAGCAGCGCUUGAUCGAAAUCGUUCAUUGGAAACUUACGGAAUGGCAGCUCCAAGACACCAGCUGCGUCAAGUGCCGCCAGGUCAAAGCAGAGAAUAUGAGGGAGAGUUGCGACUGCGGCGGCUUGUUUGGGACUGUUCUCCAGCGCGAUGAGCGCUUGAGGACACUCAAGGUGGUGCUGAACAUUGGGCAAUUCUACAAGAUGAAUAUGCUCUGCGAGGUUGCGGAAUGGGUUUUAGCGAUGGCUUAACGGAUGCAUGGGCGUUCAUUAUUGGGACAAAUCUUGCUUCGUCAUAUCGCUGAGCAGUAUGCUCGAAAUGGACCAAUGACCCUGUUUCGCUGUCGAUGACGGUCCUUUCUGUCCCCAAUACAUUGAUGCCCAGCAAACGGACCCGCC
Polychytrium aggregatum is the source of this 6936-nucleotide messenger RNA. RefSeq lists its product as uncharacterized. NCBI's taxonomy places the organism in Eukaryota, Fungi, Chytridiomycota, Chytridiomycetes, Polychytriales. Gene Ontology annotation, biological process: nucleotide-excision repair, DNA gap filling; DNA replication proofreading; mitotic cell cycle. The transcript is spliced from 14 exons. The record is from RefSeq and is a predicted model, not a curated record. Gene Ontology annotation, cellular component: epsilon DNA polymerase complex; nucleus. Bases 52 to 6789 code for a protein of 2245 amino acids. Gene Ontology annotation, molecular function: DNA-directed DNA polymerase activity; zinc ion binding; nucleotide binding.